GGCGCGGUCCAGGCAGCGGACGGAGUAAGGCAGAGCUGCAGCGGGAGGCCUCCCAGGCUCCAGCGGCGCCUCGUCUCCAGCCCCGGGGAGCAGGCGAAGCGCGGCCUGGGGCCGUGCUGGCCACUGCCAUGCCCUCUGAGCCCCCCGCAGGGCCCUCGGCCGCGACAGCCCCCAAUGCCACAGCAGAGGUGGCCAACAUGAGCAUGCCAGAGAUGCCCCUGUUCCACCUGUUUGCCCACAUGGACGAGGAGCUGCACGCCACCUUCCCAGGCCUGUGGCUGGUGCUGAUGGCGGUGCAUGGCGUCAUCUUCCUGGUAGGCCUGGUGCUCAACGGGCUGGCACUGUAUGUCUUCUGCUGCCGCACCCAGGCCAAGACACCGUCGGUCAUCUACACCAUCAACCUGGUGGUGACCGACCUGCUGGUGGGCCUGUCCCUGCCCAUGCGCUUCGCUGUCUUCUAUGGCACGCAGGGCUGCCUGCCAUGUGCCUUCCCACCCGUCUUCGGCUACUUCCUCAACAUGCACUGCUCCAUCCUCUUCCUCACCUGCAUCUGCGUGGACCGCUACCUGGCCAUCGUGCGGCCUGACGGGUCCCGCCGCUGGCGCCAGCCCGCCUGCGCCAGGGCCGUGUGCGCCUGCGUGUGGCUGGCCGCCGGUGCCGUGACCCUGUCCGUGCUGACGGCAGGCAGUGGGCCCUGCUGCCGCGUCUUCGCGCUGACCAUCCUGGAGUUCCUGCUGCCCCUGCUGGUCAUCAGCGUGUUCACGGGCCGCAUUGUGUGCGCACUGUCGCGACCCGGCCUGCUGAGCCAGGGCCGCCAGCGCCGCGUGCGGGCCAUGCAGCUGCUGCUCACUGUGCUCGUCAUCUUCCUCAUCUGCUUCACGCCCUUCCACGCCCGCCAAGUGGCUGUGGCGCUGUGGCCCAAAGUGCCUCGCCACACCAGUCUCGUGGUCUACCACGUGGCCGUGACCCUCAGCAGCCUCAACAGCUGCAUGGACCCCAUCGUCUACUGCUUUGUCACCAGCAGCUUCCAAGCCACCGUCCGCGGCCUCUUCCAGCGGCACGCGGCAGAGCAGGAGCCAGGCGGCAGUGCGGCCUGCGUGCACAAAAGCUCCAAGGGCUCGGGCCUCCCGCGCGGCCUCUGCACUGGCCCUCGCGCCCUCACGCAGGCCUAGGCUAAAGGGCCUGAGGCUCAGUCAGCAGGACCCUGCAAAGGGGUCAAAGGUCAGGAAUGGGCUAGGCAUGCCAGGUCGAGGACAGCAUAGACAUCUGCUUUGCCCCUAUGGCAAAUCAGGUUCCCACUGAUCAACUGGUGCUGGCUGCCCGGCGCGCUCCAUGGGGAAGGACUCUCAGGCCGCUGAACUCGGGCUGAUUCACAGUGUCGGCCGUGAGCUCCAGGCUGGGUGGGUGGGCUGGAUGCUGAGUGUCUGCCAUCCCUAGGGUGUAGACUGUGGCUGCUGGACACUCAGAGGGGCAGCCAGGAGGUGCUCCCCACCCCCCACCCCCAGGCCUUUCUGUCCCCCAAAGGGCUUCCUGAGGAACAGGGAUGAAUUUUUUACUGGCAAAGAAAGUUUAAAAGACAACCUAAGGAGGUCCCCUCCUCUGCCCUCCCCCUCACUCCCCUCCAGCACCCCCUCCAACGCAAGAAAGCAGGGACACAGACACUGUGGGAGCAGGCCUGGGGGACGCAUGCCUCUGUGGGACCCCUGCAGGCCCGAGGGGCUCAUACCUCUGUGGGACCCCUGCAGGCCCAAGGGGCUCGUGCCUCUGUGGGAUCCCUGCAGACCCAAGGGGCACAUGUCUUCAUCCAAGCUCCCACAAGCCCUUUCUAGUCUGUUAUAUGAGGGUGGGAGGCACUGUGGGGAGAGAAGCUCUGGACCAGGGUCAUAGAGUGAAUGCCUGGGUACUACAAGGCCAGUACUGUCUUUGCCAACUCCUACUGCAGCCCAGGGGCCAGGACUCCGUGGGGCUGCUGGGGUGCGGGAUGUUGGCCCAUGGCCCAGGGUAGCCCAAGGCUUGCUGGGUUUGGGGAUAACUGGGCCCCCCGCCCAGGGCUGCUUCCUGGGCCUGGAUGCCAGAGAAGCAGUGGGCUUGGUCACCAGGAUGGCCUCCAGCACCAUCCCAGCCCUGACUGAGUGCCAGGCUCAGGGCUGGAGCUUCUCCAGCCCCGGGCUCACAGAGGGAGUCCUGCCAGAGACCCUGAGCUGCCUGGGGCAGAGGAGGGGCCUGGCUCUGGGGAAAGGAAGGAGCCGGGAGUGGGGAACCACACGGCGAGGCGAGCGAGGCUGGCCCAGAGGAGCGGCGCCAGUGGCUGUCAGGGCAGGGCCUUGUCCCUCCUGGGCCUGUGGACCGGCACCAGAUGGAAGAGGGAGGGUCAGCGUCAGGCGUGUGUCCCAGCCCAGUGUCACCUGCGGGCUGUCCUCGGGGGUUAGCAGUCCUAAGGUCCACUCCUAGUUCCCACUCUGAUUCACACAGAGUGUGUGGCUGACACUAGCUGAAUGUUGUGCUGGGGCGGGGGGUUGUCACCUGUCCGGAGCAAUCCCUUCCUCUGCCAGGGGGGUUCUUUAGGGCAGGUGAGCCAGUACAGGCCUGGGGAAGAACUGGCUGGCACCUGCUGGGUCCCAGCUCCCCCAGCCCUGCGUCACACCCCUCACCUCAUUACUCCACCCUGAGCCCAAGGGUAGAACUGGGGCCCAAACCCAGGCAGGUGCCCAAGGCCCAUCUCCUCGUCCCCACAUCUGAAAUCCCACCAUCCAACCUGACUUCUCCAGGGACUGCUCAACACUUGGGGGUGGGGAGACUGGGACAGGGGGCCUCCGACGACCCCAGCCUGAGGGGUGGCCAACCAGGUGGGGAAUGGGGGCGGGCCUCGCCCUGGAGAGCCCUUGCUAGGUGGGCCUUGGGAUCCCCAUUCUUCACCCCUCUUUCUCCUCUCCCUGCAGCUGGAGGGCUGGGGCCGGGGCAGGGACUCACCCCACGUGACACUGGCCCCCCCCUCCUGAGGCCAGCUCCCCCCCGACUCUGUCCUCCUGGGUCAGCCUGUCCCUGGUCCUGCAGGAGCCAGUGUGUGAAGGGCCUGUAUCCCCCUCCCCACAGCCUCCCCUCCCGGACUUUUUAAAGCCCCAGUGACGUUGGCAUGUGUAUUUAUAUCUGAUGUAAACAGUCUCCUUAACGAGAAGUCCUCAUCCUGAAUUAAACCUGCUU
Molecule: messenger RNA, 3201 nt
Organism: Manis javanica (Malayan pangolin)
Lineage: Eukaryota; Metazoa; Chordata; Mammalia; Pholidota; Manidae
Gene: GPR20
Product: G protein-coupled receptor 20
Biological process (GO): phospholipase C-activating G protein-coupled receptor signaling pathway; positive regulation of Rho protein signal transduction
Cellular component (GO): plasma membrane
Molecular function (GO): G protein-coupled receptor activity
Source: RefSeq, a predicted model, not a curated record